This is a messenger RNA of Klebsormidium nitens, 3219 nucleotides long. The record is from the annotation of a GenBank genome assembly. NCBI's taxonomy places the organism in Eukaryota, Viridiplantae, Streptophyta, Klebsormidiophyceae, Klebsormidiales, Klebsormidiaceae.
AUGUUGCUCCGCAGUCCUUUGCGCGAGCAACUCCACACUCGGGGAGCUUCGACUUUUGACGACGCGGUGGAUAUCGCGGAGGAGCUUGACAGGGGCCUUUGGGCUAUGGAGAAAGCUCCUACGGCUAAGCCAACGGCGCCGCUGCGGGUCACCGCGCGCGCCACGAACCAAGUUCGACUGGCCGAGGCCGACAGGUACUCUGAAGCUGAUUCGGAGCGCCCACCGGACGAAGACUUCGACACCGCCCCGUUGACUCAACAGGAUCCUCCGCGCCCACCACCCGCCGGUCGUUACCCCGAUCGAAACAAUGGCGCAAGGAAUGAGCGCCCUCCGCAGCAGGGUCGGUCUAACUUCCCCCCGACCAAGCCCCGAGCCUGCUUUAACUGCGGCAAGACGGGGCACGUGCAGAUGAACUGCCCCGAGCCACAGAAGAACACGGCCCGCUGGGCUAACGGAGAGGAAGUCGACUAUGGCUACACCGACUGCGACACUGAAACAGUUUACGAAGACUGCGAGUCGCUCACUAUUCUGCACUCCACUUUUGAAGGAGAAUGGGUGCCAGACACUCCCUCGCCCCGACGGGCCUCGGGGACGGCCCCGGCCGCCCCACGGAAGGAACGGGUUUGCCACUCUUGUGGAAUUAAGGGCACAGUGCGCACUUGUCAGCCGCACUUAGCGCCCAGCUGCCCGAACGGGCCCCGCACGAGGGCGCGCACCAAAAUAUCGCAGCCGAAGGCGCCUCCACAGAAGACGAAGUCCUCUCCGCAGAAGGAAAAGCUGCCGCUCAGACAGACAAGGUCAAAGCGAGCGACGCAGGAAGAACCGCAGGUCCAUUUGGUCACCGGACCCAUAGGCUGGGAGCACCAACCGGAGCUUGAUCUCUCCGACGAAGAAUCCUACGAAGAGGAGGACUACGGAAACGUGCGCGUCACGCGCAGCGGACCAGAAGUGCUCGACCCUUAUGGGGCGCGCGUCCGGAUGCCAGCGCACAGAACGUCGGUGAUCAUCACACCCCCCUUGGUGCCUGGGCAGGUUCCACAGCCCUCUAGGCGUGACACUCACAGGCAACCGGCGCGAAGCCAGCAGGCCCCAGCGGCCGCGGCUCUGCACCCGAGCGGAAGGCCACGUGGCAUCGCCCCGGCGACCGAACACGCCGCAGGGCGCGCGACUUCCAAUCCGCCUGUCCCCUGUCCCUCCGUCACAGGGACUUUCCCCCUGAGCUGGUUCAAGACUGAGCCUUACGUAGCUUACGGCAGCCCUCAGCUCCUGCAGGACAUGAGUCGAACGCUCCGGAAAGUCGAACUGGCAACGACUUCUGCGGACCCCACCAACGAGCCAGUACUGCGGAACGCCACGACCUUUCCAACUCCGGAACCACCGGAGAAGGGACAUUUUGGGAUCGAACGCGCCAAGGUCGACCCCCUACUCCGGGAGAGCAUCGCCUACAUUGUGACCAGAGUGGGAGGAGUGCGGGGCAUCGAACGGCCGACCUGCAUGGAUUCGGGUGCUGACAUCAACGUGAUGUCACCAGACACGAAGACAACUCGACUCUGGGGGAGAAGAGUCGGACGCCGAAGGAACGGAAACGCAGGAGAGCGACCUCGACGACGAAGACGCAAGGAUCCCAAGCUGUUGCCCCCGGAGGAAGGACCCACGGAGCCGCCGCCGGUUGCUGACGACACCAUGACGUCAGCCCCCGCUUUUCCCGCCCCAACAAUGGAGGGCGAAACCGGCGAAACUACUCCCCUAGGCGCACCCCUGAUGCAGGAGAAAUGCGCCGUCCUGCUCGCCUUCGCGGAGAGCGGCGACGACCAGGAGUCCUUGAACUUUUCUGACUGCGACGAAAGCGCAGAGGAAGAGUGGCACGAGUCAGCACUCUUGUCCUGGAUGGCGGAAGCUCGGGCAGAAGAAACGGACCCCCCCACGUUUGUGAAGGUUUUGGACAACUUCGUCGCCCUUCACAUCAUCCUGCCGGGAGCUCCUUGGACCAAUGGCCUGGCGGAAAGAACAGGAGAGGAAGAAGCGCAGGCGCCAAGUGAUUACGUCAGCAAUCCGGAAGGCGAGCGAUUUGACUCAGACGACGACGUCCCCGACUUAGUCCCCUACGCGGACGAGGAAGAGGACGAGAUAGGUGAGCUAACUUCGCAGUCGUCCCCCCGGCCGUGGCGCCGGCGCCCCGAGCACCCCGCUCGCCGGGGGAAGCUCAGAUUUCGCUCCGACAUGGCGCUCAUGGGCACAGCGGCGUUCACCCAAUUUUGUUACACGAAUGACACCGUCUCCUGGCUGGAACAAUUCGAGGAUCCGAAAGAAAACUUUCUGGCAGAUGCGAAGCCUCUGUGCUCCCCGCCUCGACCGUUCAGGAACGAGCCCCCGGACGGACCCGACCGGGGCAUUGUACUCUCCUCCCCGCAGGAAAUCCGCUGCUUCUUCGACGAGAUGGUGCGGCAGAACGUGUACUCUCCGGAUUAUGCUUCGGACAGAAUCAGAGAGUAUGAGCAGACGUUCCUUCAGUUCGACGUGGACGAGAUUCUGCACCCCAUACCCACACCUCUACUGGUUGUGCUACCCCCCGGAUUCUGCGCUACCGUACUGUUAGCCGAAGCGGAAGUAGAGGCUGGUGACGCUCACGAACGAGAGAGGACAAAUGAUUGGGGAGAGGACAUAUUUGGGUUCGAGCUUCCGCAGGUCCAAAAAGCAACGGACUGCCCCGAUGUCGAAGUGAAACCGCUACCUCGACUUCCCCCCGAGGAACAAUGGCAGGCCGUCUUGCCCCAACUACAGAUCGCAAAAAGCUUAACUCCGGAGCAAAAGAAGGAACUUCUUGACGUCCUUAAGCGUCACCCUCACGCCUUCUCCAAAGAUCCAUUUGAUUUAGGGUUGCUACCGGGGGAUCCCCGCGAGGGGCUCGGAAAGCUAGCGCCGUUACAAAUAGUGAACGACGGCGCAAGCGACUGGGAGAACAAGUCCGGAGAAGACAGCGUUAGCGAACGGGAGGAGAUGACUUUCCAACCGCGCAAGCUGUUCGAAGAAGAGGAGGAACUCCUCAUCAUGGAGGAGGAAAUCACUUUCCAGGAUUGGGCGGCUCCGGAAGGGCUCACGGUCUUGACCAUCCUUGCAGGGGAGACCACGACUUUGGAACCCCCCGAACAAAUGCAGGGACUUCCGGGAAUCCCGGCUCGGGCACGCACGGUUCUGGAAGAAGAAGAAAUGGUAGAAUAG